UGCGUCAAUGAGCUUGCCAUCGACCGCCUGGAGGCGGUUUUCAGUUGUGAUCGUUUUAGUGUUGAUGUUGAGUGUCAAUGUACUAUUUUUCCAAUACAACGAUGAGGUAAAAAAGCACAUCAGCGUGUGGAAUUUGAAAUUAGUUGGUAGUGUUAAGAGUAUCACCAUUAGAUCGCACAUUACACCACAACAUCUACCGGGACAUUUGGGUGAAUCGGUAAAAUGGGAUCAAUCUGAUCGAGAGAUCACCGGAUUUGUGGAAACAAGUAUCAAGCAAUACGGUUUCAAUGAGUAUGCAUCGUCGCUUAUACCAACGAAACGGGUCUUGCCCGACCUGCGACAUCCCGAAUGUGUUACUAAUGUGCAAAGCAAUCGCACCCUGCCAAAGACAUCCAUCGUGAUCGUGUUUUACAAUGAACCGUGGUCUGUUCUGCUACGAACGGUUCACUCUGUCUUGGACAACUCACCUUCAGAUCUUGUCGAGGAAGUGUUACUCGUUGACGACUGUUCUUAUCUACCUUUCCUGAAAACUGCACUAGAAGAAUACUUCAAAACGUAUAACAACGUUCGCAUUCUACGAGCUCCCGAGCGGCUGGGACUGAUCAACGCAAGAAUAUUCGGCUGUAAGCAUAGUACCUCUCCGGUAGUGACAUUUUUAGAUGCACAUGUUGAGUGUACGAAGGGAUGGUUGGAACCUUUGUUGGAGCAGAUCGCGGAGAAUGAGCAGACAAUCUCCGUUCCACUGAUCGAUCGUAUCGAUCAUCUCGAUAUGCAUCUUGUCACAAAUGUUUCUUCCGAUCUGUUUGGAGCUUUUGAGUGGGAUCUCAACUUCGGCUGGUGGCAUCGUUCCACCUUUCCCCGUCGGCAAAGUCUGCGGGCUAGCGAACCGUUCGAAGUGCCAGCAAUGGCUGGAGGGAUAUUUUCGAUUGCCAGACGUUUCUUUCAACGGCUCGGAUGGUACGACGACCAGUUUCGGGUGUAUGGAAUGGAAAAUGCGGAGCUGUCAAUCAAGUGCUGGUUGUGUGGGGGAAGGAUACUGACGGUGCCCUGCUCUCAUGUGGCACACAUCCGCAAAAGCGCCCAUCCGUUCAUUGACAACGGGCAUCAGAAUGUGACGUUUGUGAACUCGAUCCGUGUGGCGGAGGUUUGGAUGGAUGAGUACAAGCAGAUUGUGUUUGAUGUCAACGGCAUACCGGGCUAUUCGGAGGAUUUGUUUGGAUCCGUGUCGGAUCGUAAUAGAUUGCGAGCAAGUGCUGGUUGUAAAUCGUUUAAGUACUACUUGGAGCGAGCCUACCCAGAAAUGCCCUAUCCAAUUGUACCGGGACAGUUUCGUGGUGCGAUUCACAAUGCUGCACUGGGAAAUGAAACGUGCCUAACGGUGCGAACAUCAGCAACUUCAACGAUCGGUAUGAUGCCGUGUGAUAAGCGCAACCAAACACAGUACUGGGCGCACAACUUUUACCAAGAGCUCAACAGCUACAAGCGUUGUAUCGAUGCUGGAUCUUCAGGAACUGACGUUACUAUAGUUGCCUGCCAUCGGAUGCGUGGUGCUCAAUCGUGGAGCUACGACACAGAGCGGUUGCAAAUAAAAAGCCUCUCCCGAGAGCUGUGUCUUGCUGUUGAUCUGGCAUCUAACGAUGGUUUAGUGAAACUAGAACCAUGCGACGAGCGUAAACUCACACAACAGUGGUAUGUUACCUUGACAGAGUACCCGUUUUGGCAGCCAUAAACCGGAUACAAUCGGAAUAAAGAGAUGUUUCACAAGAGUUCAAUACAAAGAGA
Molecule: messenger RNA, 1782 nt
Organism: Anopheles gambiae (African malaria mosquito)
Lineage: Eukaryota; Metazoa; Arthropoda; Insecta; Diptera; Culicidae
Product: putative polypeptide N-acetylgalactosaminyltransferase 9
Exons: 3
Coding region: 8-1729 (573 amino acids)
Cellular component (GO): Golgi apparatus
Source: RefSeq, a predicted model, not a curated record